Messenger RNA from Paramecium sonneborni, 2350 nucleotides. The record is from the annotation of a GenBank genome assembly. Lineage: Eukaryota; Ciliophora; Oligohymenophorea; Peniculida; Parameciidae.
AUGAAUUCGAAAUAAUUAGUAUCGCAGAUAUUGGAUUUGGAUGAAUACAAAGGAUAGAUAAAAUAGUUAGAAGAUAAGAUUGUAAGAUAGGAAUUAAAUAAAUAGGAGAGAUUGAGUUAAAAGAAUUAUGAGUUAAUACGUGAGAUAACUCAUUACCAAAUACAAUUAAGAGAUAAAGACUAAUAAAUUGAGUAAUUGUAAAGAGAGAAUGGUUCAUUACGUUUUGAAUUGCAAGUAUUAUGAAAUGAAAAUAAUAGUUAGCUUUGAAAUAAGAUGAAUUAUUUAGUGCAGUAUCAUUAGAUCGAUAUAAAAAGGUUGCUUAGACUAUUCAACCUUAAAGUAGUUAAAAUGUAUAAGAAUAUAGGAAAACGUAUCUUUGAGACUAAGAAGACUACUCUGCAUAUGAAUCACUUAAGUCCUAAGAAAUUUAAUAAUGAUUAAGAUGAAGUCAACAGUCCUUAAGUAGCAGAACUUAGAAAAUACAGUGAAGAUGAAUUACAUUAAGUUGUUGUCUAAGAAAUACAGGUUUAGGAUUAUAAUUAUGAAAAUCUAUCAAAAGUUGAUAAAAUUAUACAAAAAUAUUCAAAAAAGAAAUUGGAAUAAUGUAAAGGUGAAGUGGAUUCCAAUUUCAGUUCUUAAUAAUUAUUUCAUGAACCUAUUGCUAUUGAACAAGAAUUAUAAUCAUAACCAUAGUAGUAACAAUAAUAAUUAUAAUAAUAAUAAUAAAUUAAAUAACAUUCAUUAUUUGAAGAAUUUCUUAUUAUUAGUGUCUCUAAAUCAACUUUAAAUGGAUUGAAUACCAAUAUAUUAGAAACAAGAGAAGUUAACUUAAAACCAGAAAUUUUAUUUUAACAUUCAUCUGCUUAAUCAUGUUAUAAAGAAUAAUUAUUAUUAUUACCCUAAUAAAUACAUCCAUAUGGAUUAAAAGUUAAAUUAGAAGAGAAAACAUUAUCUAUGAGUAAUUUGAAUUCGUAAAUCAAUAUAUCAUAUAUUUAGAAUAUUAAUGGGAGGCCAAAGUUAUGAUAGAUUAGCAGGUGCUUAUGUUAUUACCAUGAAAUCAGAAUAAACAUUUAAUAACAAUAAUCUUAUUAAAAAUACAAUCUUAACUAAUCCAGAUAAUAUAAGUGAGUUGAUCUCUAUUACUAAUGUUAAUCAUUAAUUAUAUUGUGUUUGUGUUGAUGUGCCUGAUUUCUAUGAUUAUAAUGCUUCUAUUAAAAAUUCAAAAUUACAAAAGAAAUACUUUUAUUCACUCUCUAAAACUUAUUGUUUCAUUACAAAGGCUCCUAUUAUUGAUUUCUUUAUUGAAAUUAUCAAAAUUAUUAUAAGUAUUAAAUUUAUUCAUAUUUAAUACUAGAUACAUUAAAAUACAAAAAAGCAGAAAUCUAUUCAAUGGUAUCUGAAUUUGAAGAUACUUUAGGAAAUAUUGAUAACUCAUUCUAUACAGUAUUUAUUUUAUAUUCUAUAAGAAUAGUCAUUUAAACCAGAAUUAUUCAAUUUUUUAACAGAGUUACAGAAUUCAAAGUUAAUUAGUGAAUGUAAUUACUAAUUUUUAUAAACUCCAAUUAAACCACAUGUAAUUCAUUGUUAAAAUGUUGAAAAUUAUGAAAUAGAAUGGGCUAUAUCAUAUGCAUUUUCACAUUUAGAAUUACCUCAUUACUUAAUCCUAUUAAUUAAUAUGUUGUUAGAAUAGAAUAUUUGUAUAAUUAGUAGUAACCGUACUUUAUUGAGUUCAUUACUGUAAUUUUAAAUAUAAAUUAAAUAGUAUGAUAUUACCACAUAUGAUUAAACCUUUUUAAUAGAUACAUCCAAUAAUUUAUGCUUUAACAGCAUAAUUGAUGCCAAUCCUUGAUUCUCCUGUUCCAUUUAUUUGUGGAAUAAUAAAAGAUAAUGAAAAUGGAUUACAUAAUUUAGGUAUAGAAGAUAAUGAUUCAUUUUAUGAUGAAUAAUCUCAAGUUCUCUUCUUUGAUGCAAAUAAACUCAAAUUUUUUAAUUUAACAAAGAAUCUAACAGAAAGUUAAUUGUAUACUACUUUGUUUUAUAAACUAUUUCAAACUUACUAAUAAUUACGUCAAUAAAGUGUUCCUGGACAUUAUUUGGCAGAUAAUAAUGAAACAACAAUGAAUUUAAGUUUUCAAAUCCUAGAUGAUACCAAAACCUAUAUUUAGGAAAACAUACUUUCUUUGAUCCCAGAAGUUGAUGGAGAAAUUAACCUUGAUCAAAUUUAAUAGAAAAUACUUAAUUCAACUAAAGAUGAAAUUUUCAAAUAAAUAAUAAAAACUCAAAAUUUCUCUUACUAUGUCUAACAGAAAUUCUAUCCUUUAUGAUAUAUUUAUUAUUAUCUAUAGAGCAC